GGAAAACAGUAAAUAACCCACCAGAAACAAGGGAAAUAGAUGGAAUGCUGGUUACAAGGACAACUGAAAAAAGGGACCACGCAAAUUAAAUACACUAUUGAGGCACCUGGACUGAACCGAGGACCAACACCUUCUGCUUUCAGACUCAUCAGAACUGAUCGAUCAGACAUGAGACACAUCAGAGGAGGUCCAGUGAAAAUGCAGAAGAUGUUAAUUGAGCUGAUGUUGCUAGUGGGUUUCCUUGGUUUGAGUCACAGUGCCAUUCAGAGACCCGACUAUGAUGACACACCCAACCCGGAAUUCCUCAACCCAUCCUGGAUGGCCAGCAUCCCUGAUGAUCAGUUGCUGUCCGAGGUCUCCAUGCCUGGCACGCACAAUACCAUGGCCAGGUAUGGCGGUGUGUACGCUGAGUGCCAGACCUGGACCCUGGCCUCCCAGCUUCGAGCCGGCGUCCGCUUCCUUGACAUCCGUGUCCGUCACGACAAGGGGAACCUCACCAUCCAUCACGGGGUGUCUUAUCAGCGGGCUCACUUUGGCCAGGUGCUGGAGCACGUGGCUGAGUUCCUUCAAGAGUAUCCCAAUGAGACAGUGCUGAUGCGUAUAAGGGAGGAGUUAAGUGAGACGUACAACAUCUACGGUGCUGUGGUAGACUACAUCCAUCGCUACGCUCACUGGGACUUGCUGUGGCACAGCCGGCUCGUGCCAACGAUGGGAGAGACCCGAGGGAAACUCAUCAUCCUGCAAGACUUUUAUGGGCCUGACUUAGGGAUGCGCUAUGGUUCCCUGGACAUAGCUGAUCAUUGGAAGGUACCCACAAUUCUGCAUGUGAAGGAGAAAUGGCAACGGGUCUAUGAGCACCUGGAGGCGGCACCUGCAGGAAACAAGGCCCAGAUUUUUCUCACCUAUACCAGUGGAGCUGGCGUGUUUGCGUACCCCGGAGCCGUUGCUCAGCGCAUCAAUGCACAACUGUACGACUACCUGAGGAACAAGACAGACCUGAACCAGCGCCUUGGAAUCAUAUGCAUGGACUUCCCUGCUGCUCCUAUUAUUCAAAUGAUCAUUGACUUCCAACUAAAAGAAGUCAGAAAGGGAAAACAGGCCAUCUAGUUUGAAAUAUACAAUUUCUUCACUGAGAGAGAAUAUGAUUAAACUUUUUGCUGUUAAUGUCUGAGCCAAAAUCAAUCACGUGUUGUUCUAAAGGAACAGCAGAGUGAAUGUACAAUCAAUGAGAUAUCAAUGUGGACGGCAAAAACACAAGUUAGAGUUUGGAUUAAAUAGUAAGAUGUAAACCACUGAAAUGAACAUGAUUUAAAUUAGACCUCAGAUGAACUUUUUCAUCAUGUCAUUCACCAAAGAUAAUAAAAUAAAUGUCAUAUAAAAUUAAAUAAACUGCUGUGAAAACUGCUGUGAAAACUGCUAAAGUGCGUGAGAUCAGGUUGGUUAUAAUUGCUAUUUUUACACAUUUUGUAAGUGUGCAUUACA
Micropterus dolomieu (smallmouth bass) is the source of this 1482-nucleotide messenger RNA. RefSeq lists its product as uncharacterized. The transcript has 5 exons. Gene Ontology annotation, biological process: lipid metabolic process. The record is from RefSeq and is a predicted model, not a curated record. NCBI's taxonomy places the organism in Eukaryota, Metazoa, Chordata, Actinopteri, Centrarchiformes, Centrarchidae. Gene Ontology annotation, molecular function: phosphoric diester hydrolase activity. The coding region runs from base 40 to 1107 and encodes 355 amino acids.